This is a messenger RNA of Megalobrama amblycephala (Wuchang bream), 1541 nucleotides long. RefSeq names its product oxytocin (gene oxt). The transcript has 4 exons. The coding region runs from base 894 to 1358 and encodes 154 amino acids. The record is from RefSeq and is a predicted model, not a curated record. Gene Ontology annotation, molecular function: neurohypophyseal hormone activity. Lineage: Eukaryota; Metazoa; Chordata; Actinopteri; Cypriniformes; Xenocyprididae. Gene Ontology annotation, cellular component: secretory granule; extracellular region.
UAAUAGACAGAGCAAUUACAAUAAGGUCCUCACACCAUCAGUGCUCGGGCCCUAAAUAUGGUUUUUACAAGCGUCUGUGCCACAAAAGUCUUCUUGAACUCAACAAUCAUCAGCCACUUUGAUGACACAGUUGUUCAGAUGCCUGGAGACACACUCAAGGGUGUUUCACAUGAACAGCAGAGGGCCGAGGACAGAGCCCUGGGGGACCCCUGUGUCCGAACUGAGAGAGUAUGAGCUUUGAUUGUGGAUUUGGUUGGUGUUUAAAUGCCAUGCCAGCCUCCUUGGCUAUUUUCAUGGUGAGUAACAAGUUAAAAAACUUGUUGAAAGUAAUGAUGCCUAACAACUGUUGCCCAUUUAGUCAACAGAUCAAAGCAUAAAGGAGUGGUUUAAUACAAGUAAAAACAUGCAGUUCCAUUAUCACCAAUGCAGUAAGUCAAAGAAAAACACUUAAAAUAAAGGUUCUUCAUCGGCAUCUAUGGUUCUAAGACUAAAGUAACCUUUCCAUUGAACUUUGCAUCAUUGCAAAAACCUCUGUUUGGAAACUUUAGUUUUUAAGAGUGAAGUUUCAAAAAGCUCUGAAAUGAAUGUUCUUGUGUUAAUUCACAGUUGCCAUUCAACCCUCUCACACCUUAUGCCUGAUCACGGGCCGCUAAUGACGCACAUCCCUGUUACUGGACAACGUAGUGACCGGUCCACUGAACUAAUCAGGUCACAUCAUUAACAUUUAGAUAGUUAAGGCUCCUUGAUUGUAGCUAACAGGUAAUAAUGUGAUAAUAUCACGCAGCAAAGAGAGCAAGGAGGUAUAAAAAGAGUCUCCUCACACCGUACAAAUGAACAUUGUUGCUCAAAAGCUGAAUCUCUUCACCAGCUGUCCAUUUCAGCCUUGAUAAAAUAUGUCUGGAGGUCUGCUGUCAGUGGUUUGUCUGCUGUGUCUGCUGUCCAUUUGCUCGGCCUGUUACAUCUCUAACUGCCCCAUCGGUGGCAAACGGGCCGUACAGGAUUGGCCGUCUCGACAGUGCAUGUCAUGUGGUCCUGGAGAUCGUGGUCGGUGUUUUGGUCCCAGUAUCUGCUGUGGUGAAGGUAUGGGCUGUUUGGUGGGCUCUCCAGAAACGCUCCGAUGUCUGGAGGAAGAUUUUCUGCCUACUCCAUGUGAGGCGGCUGGAAAAGCGUGCGGUUAUGAAGGACGCUGCGCUGCUCCAGGGGUCUGUUGUGACGCAGAGGGCUGCAGUGUCGAUCAGUCAUGUGUGGAUGGAGAUAGUGACGGUACGGCCGCUGGUCAGCCCGCCACUAGUCAAGAUCUACUGCUGAAGCUCCUGCACCUGUCAAGCCACGCCCACCCCUACAGACUCCACCAAUGAAAUACUCACAGAGGAGUGACAUCAUCUCAGGAGGAGCCCGCCCAGCCACCAACCAUCAUCGACCUUUUGUAAACCAACUUUGUAUAGCCGCUAGAUAUUUGUAUGGCUAAUAAAUAGCAGCAGAUAUCAGUAGAAUUGUAUUGAUGAUAGCUUGACUGUACGCUAUUAAACUAUUAAAGAAUU